Messenger RNA from Choloepus didactylus (southern two-toed sloth), 6645 nucleotides. It is a transcript of the gene WDR49, whose product is annotated as WD repeat domain 49. NCBI's taxonomy places the organism in Eukaryota, Metazoa, Chordata, Mammalia, Pilosa, Megalonychidae. The record is from RefSeq and is a predicted model, not a curated record. The coding region runs from base 197 to 3316 and encodes 1039 amino acids. Gene Ontology annotation, molecular function: protein binding; calcium ion binding. The transcript is spliced from 19 exons.
AUGAAACAAACACCACAAUGCCGGGAAGGUGCCUUCAGAAGACAGCAUUUUAUUAAGAGGGAAACUGCCUCAUCUAACAUCUCCAGACAAGAAAAUGGAGUUUAUUAUAACGACAUGUUAAUGGAAGCAAGCACCUUUGGGGGGAAAAAUCCCACAUAGAAAGAGUUGAAGACUGCUGAUAAAAGGUGAAGCAAUCAUGAGUUACCAGAAUGCUGCGCUUGAGUUCCAUGUGGGGUGGAAGCCUGGGUCGGAAAGGCCUGCGGGUGAAGACAACGCCGCUGGACCGCUGGAAGAGCGCUUCACUGUGGGCGACUUUGUGAAAAUACAGAGCGCCUUUGAGUCCCCAGAGCCAAGGCAAACCAUCUCUAUGUCCAGAGAAGAGUUUGUGCUGAGGAUGACAGACAUUGUUGGAUGGGGCAUGAAGGAAGAAUAUCAAGAGCUCUUUGACAAAGUGGAUGUGACCCAAGAUGGCUUCAUUAAUUGGGACAAGCUGACCUCAUUUAUACUGUUAGCACUCUACGAGAAAGAUGAACGGGCUAGAGCAGCCGUGGUUCCCCAGUGGAAGAACCUUGAAUUCCUCCCAGCAAAACACAAGGACACUAUUCAAAAAGUAAUUUUCUUAAAAAGUUCAAGUCAUUAUCUGACUAUCAGUAAAGAAGGUUUAUUGGGAAUCUGGGGAGAGAAUUUAAAGCUGCAAGAAACACUUCCUAUCACUUCAGAUGCCACCAAACUCAAACACCUCUGGGUCACAAGUCUGGUUUCUCUGGAAAAUGUAAACAAGAUAGCUGUGGCUUUCACAUGUAAAGAGAUUUGUUUUUAUGAUCUGCUGUCCAAAGAAGAAUUUCUUUGUCAAUAUAAACUCCAAGGCCUGAAAGCAACCCCGAUUUGCAUGGAUUAUUGGUAUGACCCUCUUGAUGCCAACGAAUCAAUUCUUUCUUUUGGAGACAUAACUGGAAAGGUUCAAGCAAUUUCUUUCACAACGGCCUUGAUUUCCCUGUUUGAGCGGCCUGCUAGUGCUUGUGAAGAUGGAGAUGCUACCGCUACUAUGAUCAUUAACUGGGCAGAACUGCUAUCUGGAUAUCACAAAUGUUGCCUUUUAUUAGAGCACAAACUUCAUCACAGAGACUGGGUCAGGCAAGUUACUUACAAUGCAUCUUUAGAUGCUAUCAUUUCCAGUACGACCAGCAAUAUAAAUACUAUGGUGCUGGCUUGGAGAGAGAAAUCAAAAAAACAUCUUAAAAUGACAUCCUUCAACAUUGUCCAGGGCAUUCAUGCUUUUGAUUACCACUCUCAGCUCAAUUUAAUUGCAACUGCUGGCAUUAACAAUAAAGUUUGCCUUUGGAAUCCCUAUGUUGCCUCUAAGCCAGUUGGUGUCCUUUGGGGUCAUUCUGCCAGUGUAAUAGCUGUCCAAUUCUUUGCUGACAGAAAACAGCUUUUCAGCUUCUCCAAAGAUAAAGUUUUGAGACUCUGGGAUAUUCAACACCAGCUGUCCAUCCAGAGGAUAGCUUGUUCUUUCCCCAAAAGUCAGGACUUCAGAUGUCUUUUCCACUUUGACGAAGCCCAUGGACGACUUUUCAUCUCAUUUAAUAACCAGUUAGCAUUGCUGGAGAUGAAAAGCGAAGCAGGCAAGAGGGUGAAAAGCCACGAGAAAGCAGUCACUUGCGUUCUUUAUGCUUCCAUCUUGAAGCAGGUAAUCAGCUCUGAUAUUGGGUCUACAGUUUCCUUCUGGAUGAUAGACACCGGGCAGAAAAUCAAACAGUUUACUGGUUGUCAUGGCAAUGCAGAAAUCAGCACCAUGGCUCUAGAUGCAAAUGAGACACGGCUUUUGACUGGCAGCACAGAUGGAAAUGUAAAGGUAUGGGACUUCAAUGGAUAUUGUCACCACACACUUAAUAUUGGGCAAGAAGGAGCUGUGGAUAUUUCACAGAUAUUGGUUCUUAAGAAGACCAUACUGGUCAUUGGCUGGGAGAGGGCCAUUACUGUGUUUCGAUCCCAGAGCUUCAAUCAAUUUUUCAUCCACCCUGAAGAAUGGAAAGGAGGAGUACAGCAUUAUGACGACAUCUUGUGUGCUGCAUUUUUACCUCCACAAACUCUUGUUACAGGAAGUUAUGAUGGAGAAAUUGUUGUGUGGAACAAUAGCACAGAAAAUGCUCACUGUGUCCUUCAUCCUGAUUACCAGAGGCUGCUAAAAUCAAAAUUGGAGCUUCCAAUGUCUGUCAGUGCCGGGAGAGGCAGCUCUACCACCCCCAGGGCAGACCAGGCCACCCUGGAAGUCCGCUCCUCUGAGAUUGACACUGAGGGUGGUAAUGCUGUUCUGAGGCUUUGUUUCCUUGAGGCGAGAAAAGACACUGCAGCAACAGGAGGAGCUAACCUGGUAUCAUGUGGAGGAUCUGGUUAUGUCAGAUUCUGGGAUACGAUUAAGAAGGAACUUUUGGCUGAAUUUUUAGCUCAUAGUGGAGUUGGAUCCAUUAUCAUGUCUACCGAUAAGCUGAAUCAAUACCUUGUCACAGGAGAUAUUAAUGGAUGGUUGAAAAUCUGGAAUAUAGAGGAGUACUGUCUUGAUUCCAUUAAGAGUAAAGUCACACAGCCCCCAACACUGAUAAGAUCAUUCCAACCCCAUGAGGACCGAAUCAGCUCCCUGGAGAUGUGUGAGCUGGGUGGCCGUUUGCUGAUUAUCUCGUCCUCUGCAGACUGCAGUAUUUCUCUGUCUGAUAUCUGCAGUGCUUCCAUCUGGAUCUUUGGUCAGGCAAAGCAUUGGCAAAUUGAAAACGGGGUUUCCCUUCCUAAAAGAAAUGCUAAUUUUGUGGAAAAUGAAAUUCAAGAGGAAUGUGUAAGGGCGAUGCCUAUAUUUUCUAAGGAAGAAUCAUGCUUAGAUGCAGCAGAACAUUCUCCACUUGGUGAGAAAAGCAAAGAAGACUUAAUAUACAAUGUCAUACCAUCAGAAGAUAUACAUUUGGAUAUGAACUAUAAAGAAAGAACUGUCCAUAAGAAAAAAACACAUAAACUUUACAAUGCUGAAGUUAUACAAAAAUCAUCCAGUGCAUUUAGGUUGUUAAGCAUCAGAGCCCUGAAGAAGCUGCCUGAAGUGAACAAACCUGCUUUUCUUCUUGACCCUGAGAGAUACUUUAGAGAAGAGCCAGAGGAGGAAUGUCCCCCAAUUCCAGAGCCUCCAUCACUUUCUGACACUUUGAAAGCUGUAUUUGUUGAGAAAAACCUGUUCCCCAAAGAAAUUCUGGAUCGUGAACGAAGAGCCAAACAAUUGUGUCAGGAAACAAGUAGUGAAGCGAAGACAAAAAGAAACAAGAAGCAAUUAUAACUGAAAGAAAAAUAUUUCAUUGUCACAAAAGUGCGCACAGAAAAGGAAGCAAAAUAAUAAAGAAUCUUGCCCCUUUCUUUUUUUAUAUACUUCUAGUAAUUUUAAUGAUUUAAUUGUAAAAUUGGCAAUUAGACUUGCCAAUAUCAGUGUUUCCUGUUAAGGUUUAUUGAGAAAUUAUGGAGAUGUUCCUCUUCUAUUCUUUGAUAUGCUAUGCUUUAAAAUUGAGAGGAAGGAAUAACCAAAGGGCCUGAGGCUAAAAAGGACAUACUCUAAGUGGAAGGUCAAGUAGGAAACAAUGGGCUCUGAAAUUCACUGCCUAGCUUUUUUGACCCAUUUGUCUUCAUAAACAUGACUAUCCAUGAGGUAACCAAUAUUUUUAUGCUAUUUUAUUUACUAUGUCUUGUAGAAAAGAGUUAAUAAGUUCAUUUGCAUAACUUUGGUUGCUAUGUAUUUGAAUUUUAGAGUGUUUUCAAGAAUAUCUGUAUUCUAAUAAGAUAUUUUAAAACAACAUAUGCUAAUCAAUGAAGGAAUUUACAAAAUUAGGGGGCUCCUUUCUCCUAAGACUGUGAAGCUUCAUCUUGUUUAAAUUUCACAAUAACCAUAUGAGGUAAAUAUUGUUAUAUCUAUUUUAAGGUUAAAAUGUAAGAUUUGGUGUCAUUAGGUGAGUGACCCAUAACCAUGACAGAGCUGGUAUUGGAGCCAAGGACUGUUUUACUCCAAAGACCAUAGUUUUUGUUGUUUACCAUUUUGUUCAUUCACAUAUUAGUACAUUCAAUGGAAUGAAUUCUAAUAUUAGAAUUUCCAGCACCCAUGGGAAAUGUGCAUUUGGUUGGAUAGAGUGGUUGGUGAAGGAAUGGUUUCUAGAAUUAGCUAUUCCAUCUACAUUUAAAUCCAUCUUUGAGUCAGGCAUUGUGAGUUCUAUACGUAGUGAUUUUCCUCCCUACUGAAUGACAGUCACAUGUGGAAAAGAGGCAGACCCACCCAGACACAAUCACACAAACACACGCACACAUAUAUAGAGAGAACAAAUGUGGUAUGUGUUCACAGAUGGGGAAAAUGGAAGGGGGGAUGGUAGUUCUUUGUACUGUACUUGCAACUUUGAUUGGGCAAUCCAUCAUUACAAACUCAGUGCCUAUGAUUUAUAAAUCUUAGAUUGGUGACAGAGAAGUGGAGUGAAAUCUGAGCCACAUUCCCAGAAAUUAAAAAAAUAUAUAUUAAGUUGUUAAAGAGAUGUAAGAUGAGCACCAAAUGCUUUUUGAAGACCCUUUACUCCAUCCAUCUACUCAUCCAUCCAUCCAUCCAUCCUUCCAUCCGUCCGUCCAUCCAUCUGGCACAUGCAAGGGAUUAUUUUAGAUAAGAGAGACACAAAUAUGAGUAGGAUAUACUUCUCCUGUCCUCAGCCUUCUAGAGUAAAGGCACAUAAACUGCACUGUUUUAUUAAACAAAGAUUGAAUUGCCCCACUAGAUUUUAUAAUUUGGAAAUCUUUCACUAGACAUAUUUUAAUUUUUACCCCUGGAGAUAACUUCAUUUGAAGUGAUUACUCAGAAACUGUCUGGUUUAUAGACAGAGUUUCUCUAAUAAUCCUAGAGAGGUAAUGGAUAAAGGGCAAUGUGGGUGGAAUUUAUUCAUUUAUAGGAAAAGUAUUUGUCAAGCAUCUACUAUGUUUGCAAGGCACUGUGCUGAGUGUAACUUUAGCUUCAUGCUUACUUAAUGUCAAGACUUCUUUUGUGAAAGAUGUACAAGCAUAUUUAAUGAGAAUAGAGCUUUUAAAGAUAUGAGAAUUUCUUUUAAUGUUACCACUUCUAAUAGUUUGGGACAAAAUCAUGUAAAAAAGAAAAAAAAAUUAAAAGGAAUUUAGCUCUUACAUAUCACUCUUCUUUUAUAACUUACAGCAUCCAAUUCUUUUAGGCAGGUAGCAGGGUCUCAUCCAUCAACUAUUAAUAGAACUGAAGACAUCAAAAGCCACUUCUGAAGUUACAAUUAUUUUCAGUUAUUUAAGAUCAGUUUUUCCACAGUGAAAGGAACUUGUCACAUUAAAAUAGUUUAUGCCAUAAUUUUCAGUAGGCUACCUUUUUUUGCAAUACGUAGAUUUACAUUGAAGGUAAUUUAGCCUGUUCUCUUUUCAGAUCCUUUUCAUUUUAUCACUUAAAAUGCAUAGGGUAAACUGACAGAGAAAAAUUGCCUGAACUUAACCUGUGCUCAAAUAGAAGAAAUAACUUUUAAGUCCUUUACUAAUUAGAGUAUUUGGAAUUAAAUACAUUUUACUUUAAAAAAAACUACAAAAUGCUAAGAAAGGUAAUGAAAUUCUAACUGUAACAUCUUGCUAGUAUUUUUGUAUGCAUUCCCACUUUUCUUUUUUACAGUAGAAUGGUGAUAGUGCUCAAGAAAUUUAUAUCAAGAUAUUUUGGCUCUCACUAAUGAAUUUUUUUUUCUCUGAUGCUCUAGGGGCAUAGAAUUGCAGAAGGAAAAGAGUUGUGAAAAUAUUUAAAAUGUGUGCAGUAAUAUUUUAUGGUAUUGUGGUACCUUUAUUGUGUAUUAAAAGAGCUUAAGCCAGGGAGGAGGAACUCAUGGUUAUUGUUUUUAUUCCUCAAGAGACAGAACAAUGUACAUUCAACUUAAACUGCUCUAACAUACGGUUCUUACAGAACAACUUCAUUAAAUAGCCUUAAUAAGACAGUAACUAAUUCUGUCAUUGGACAGAAAAGUAAUGGCCUUUUCACAGAAAAAUCACUUUAUUAUCUGAUUACAGACAUAAUAAUAUGAUAGUCAAGGUUACCUGUAAUGGAUGUUUCCUGGUGUCACUACAUGGGCAGAACAGUAUUGACUGAAUGAUAGUCUUGGAUAUUGCAACUUAUUAUUUAUGUAUUAAAGAGUGGAACAAGAAUGAUAAGUGUUCUUGUGUUUCACAACUCUUUUUGGAAUAUUAUCUCUAGCAGUGUUAAGUUAAAGCUGAAGUGGAAUUUGCCCAUGCUACAGUAACUUAACAGAAUAAACCCCAAGAUUUAGGAAACAUCUGGAGAUGCCUAGAUUGGUAAUUUGAAUUUUAGUAAACUAAGAGAUGAUGGCCUAUAAUAAUCAUCAGGCUUCUCAGGCCUGUUGUCACCAUUGAUAGCUCUAUUAGGACACUGAGAGAGGUUAACAGAAUUCUUGAAAAAGUUUUUUAAAUGAAUACUUUUUAAGCUGUCUUUGCUUGUGGUGGUUGGAGGCUGUAUGUACUCCAGAAAAACAUUCUUACUAAUGUAAGAUCCAUUCUGAUGGGUGUGAACCCAUUGUAAGUAUGAUCUUUAGAUGAAGCUACUUCAGUUAAGGUGUGGCCCACCUCACUCAA